Molecule: messenger RNA, 480 nt
Organism: Scheffersomyces stipitis CBS 6054
Lineage: Eukaryota; Fungi; Ascomycota; Pichiomycetes; Serinales; Debaryomycetaceae
Exons: 3
Coding region: 1-480 (159 amino acids)
Source: RefSeq, a predicted model, not a curated record
AUGGUUCUGUGGUCUAGUUGGUUAUGGCAUCUGCUUAACACGCAGAACGUCCCCAGUUCGAUCCUGGGCAGAAUCAUUUUUUUGCUACGUAGAUCCAUUAAUUGUUCCAAUCAGCACGCUAAUUUGAAUAUCUUCAUCAAUGUUGGGGAAAGCAGGAGGGUCUUCCCUAGCAGAAGACUCUUCUCAAGCACUUCUUUUCUUUUGCUGAAGGUAUCCUUAACUUUCUUCACAAAAAAGACUUGCAUGCUAUGUACAAAUGCCAGAGUCGUUUUAACGUCUACAUUAGAGAAUAAUGCUCUCAAGACCAAAGAAGUAGAUUUAAAGGUUAUUGAUAUAAUGGAGCCGGAAAACUCUGAAUGGUUUGACAAGUACUGCUAUGAUGUUCCAGUACUUCACGUGGAUCGCCCUGAUCAGAAGAAGCCUGUCAAGUUCAUGCACUAUUUUUACGAGGAUAAGCUCGUAGAAGAGCUUACCAAGUAA